GAAGAGAGAGAAAUAGUUUUCGGUACUCUCUCGCCGUCGUGUCGGCCGUAACUAUCGUCGUCGGGCUUAUUGUCGCGCGCGCACAAGUCGUGAGGGGAAAAGAAAAAAAAGGGAGCGAGUGUACGGUGGUGUGGUUUUGGCCGCGCGUCAACGAUUAUCACCGAUAGCAGCAAUAACUGUGUUUAAUCAUAUGAUUUAUCUGGAGAGGAAAGAUGCAGAAUGUAGUACAAGGAACGACCUCGGAUAGCCAGAAAAGCCACGAAAAGCAAUCCGCAGCAGCAGCGAACGUUCACUACGAAACUGGGAAGACAUCAAAUUCAAGCCCUACGAAGUCGGAAAUCGAGAUGGUCUUGGAGCUGCAGCCACGUUUAAUGAUGGAAAGUGAGGAGGACAGCGUUUCCGAGGUCCUCUUGGCGAUGAAUGCUAAUGUAGAAGAUCGUGGGGACUGUACCGGCUUGAUGAAAGCCGCCAGUGCAGGACACGUAGAUAUCGUGAGUCUGUUGAUCGCUCACGGAGCAGAUGUCAACGCUCAGUCUACUACAGGUAAUACACCUCUUAUGUAUGGAUGCGCCGGUGGACAUGAAGAGGUUGUACGUGUCUUAUUAGAAGCGGGAGCUAAUGUUAACGAUCAUAAUGAGAAUGGUCAUACACCGUUAAUAAUAGCGGCGCGUGAAGGUCACAUAGAUUUGGCUAUGCUUCUGAUCGAGAAUGAAGCAAACAUCGAAGAAGUUAACGAUGAAGCUUAUACAUUGUUAAUGAAAGCAACGCGUGAAGAUGACGUAAAAUCGGCUAUGCAUCUGAUCGAACGUGAAGCAAACAUCGAAGAUCCUUUUUAAAUAAUAGAUUUGUUAUAAAUAAUAGAUUUUAUUAUCAAGUAAAAAAA
Messenger RNA from Formica exsecta, 883 nucleotides. RefSeq names its product ankyrin repeat and KH domain-containing protein 1-like. Lineage: Eukaryota; Metazoa; Arthropoda; Insecta; Hymenoptera; Formicidae. Bases 213 to 836 code for a protein of 207 amino acids. Gene Ontology annotation, molecular function: protein binding. The transcript is spliced from 3 exons. The record is from RefSeq and is a predicted model, not a curated record. Gene Ontology annotation, cellular component: cytoplasm. Gene Ontology annotation, biological process: innate immune response.